Rhipicephalus sanguineus (brown dog tick) is the source of this 636-nucleotide messenger RNA. RefSeq lists its product as uncharacterized. The record is from RefSeq and is a predicted model, not a curated record. The transcript is spliced from 2 exons. The coding region runs from base 1 to 636 and encodes 211 amino acids. Lineage: Eukaryota; Metazoa; Arthropoda; Arachnida; Ixodida; Ixodidae.
AUGUUGGCCGUUCCGACUUACAACGGGUACGGUGAUCUGCAAAGUGCACGCGAUUACCUGGACUCCCUCACACGUUACCAGAGAGCCACGGGUCUGGACGAUCAGGAGGUGCUCGGACGCGUCGUCCCAGCUGCACUGACUGACACGGCGGCUAGGUGGUAUCGGCUUUCAGGCCACCGAGCAGCAACCCUCGAUGAGUUCCGCGCGGCCUUCCUGCGCGAAUUCUUACCCGCUGACUACGAGAGUAGGAUGCGGCGCGAGCUCGAGCUCCGCACGCAAGCUCCUGAUGAGUCGCUUCAGGAGUACGUACGCGCGAUGGACGACCUUUUCUCUAUCGCUGAGCCCAGAGCUUCGAACGAGGAACUCGUCGAACGGGUGAUUAGGCAGGCGCAUCCGACCUUUUCGGCGUACCUGCGCGGCAGCCGCUUCCGAGAUUUAGAGGAAUUGGCCGCCGAGGCGAAGCGCAUUCAAGGCGACAUUCUCGCCGCGCGCGCCUAUCGCCCGCCACCGCCAGCCGGCGUGGCCCUUGAACCGCGCUGCGCGUGGGGAGGGGCCAGUCCGCUCUACAAGUUCGACAACAUUCGCUUCAACCCAUGGUGCACAGACUUUCGAACGUCUCCCGGACAUGCUUCGUGA